AAGUCUCCUUAAGCUUCACUUGAGUUAUUAAAUUGAAAUUUCCUUGGCAUUGUCGUUAAUGAGUGAUAGAGUUACUGAUAAAUCACCUAAAAAAAUAUGUUUUUGAGUCACAGAACACGUGUCUGGACUUCCAUGCCAUUAUUGUAUUUAAUUGUUUAAUCGAGGGCAUUGUGUAACAGAGUAAAAUAUUACCGUUGGAAACCCAUUAUCCCUCCUGUAUAGGGAAGAGCGAAGAGCGAAGAAACCUCCCGUUUGAGAUUUGAUAAAACACAUUGGUAAAUGGUAAUCACUAACCAGAGGGAAAUCAGAGCACUUUCACGAUUCGAAAGUGAGAAAAUUAGACUUCUAUUGCGAAGGGAAGCGAAGUUCUCCAUAGCCGCAGAUAUACAGUAAUCUAGAGAGGAACAAUCCAUCAAUACCCAUCAGAUAUUGAUUCAAAUUCUGUGCAUAGAAAGCAUUAAUGGCAUCACAAGUUGGCGGUUUAGUUCAUGAUCAGAAUCUGAAUAUCCACUACAAUGCUUCUGCAGGGGGCAAGACAAAUAUCUCUAAAGCAGUGAAAAAAGGAGGCCUUGGUGGAAGGAAACCGCUUGGUGACUUGUCAAAUUCAGUGAAGCCUUCUUUAAAUCAAGCAUCAAAGAAGCAGAAUUCCAAUAUUUUCUCCUUCACCGAGCAAGAGACUGGUGUUUCUAAAAUCACAUUCGAGGCAAGCAAAAAGAAAUCAGUCUCAAAAGCGACAGAGAAAGUGCAGGCAGGUAGCAGAAGAAAAGUGCUUUGUGACAUUUCAAAUUCAGGGAAGCCAAGUCUGCAUGAGGCAUCAAAGAAAAAUCAAGGUACGAAGCUGAACGUUGUUGUUGCGGAGAACAAAAUUUAUCCGAGUGCAAUUGCAGAGGAAGGAUUUCUGCAUGAUCAUAAUGAGUGCAUCAAAGCACAGACAAGAGCUAUGGAUGUGGAUGAAUUUCUCAAGAUACUUGGACUUAAUAAUGAUUGUUCCAAACAGCUAGAGACUCCUUUGGCAACCCCAUCUUUAAGCAAUUUGAAGAUUGGAAGUCCCACAAGGCAAAUGGAACUGUAUGAGAUGGAUGAACCACUGACUGAAACUCAUAUUUCCUGGAAGCAUGAGUCGUUCAGUGAUCUCGAUUCACCUACUUGUGGAACUCCAAGAUCACCAUAUGCUCGUAUGAGUUGGAUGGAAAACGAUGAGUCCAUCAACUUUGAGUUGAUUGAGUGACUCCCCCAUAGUUGGCCAAACAUUGGACUUCAAUGUUCACUUCAGUUUGUCAGUUUGUUUCUCCCCAUGCAGGUUGAAACGAAAACUUUCCUUCAUCAUGCCUGCUUCUUUUGAAUUUGGGUAGAUAAUGUAGCUAAAUUGUGAUAGGAUUAUGACAUUGCCAUUGUUUAACAUGUUUUUUUUAUUAUUACUGCAAUUGCAUUGUUUGAUCAGUUUACGCAUUCAGAUGUUAAAUACUUGCAUACUGUAUGAGUGGUGUAGCUACCUGAGUUUUGCCUCAUAAAUGGCAGGCAGGUCUAGGAAGCAAGUUCGAAGACUGAAGCCAUUUUUAAGGCAUUA
Tripterygium wilfordii is the source of this 1567-nucleotide messenger RNA. RefSeq lists its product as uncharacterized. The transcript is spliced from 5 exons. The record is from RefSeq and is a predicted model, not a curated record. Gene Ontology annotation, biological process: regulation of mitotic cell cycle. The coding region runs from base 461 to 1228 and encodes 255 amino acids. Lineage: Eukaryota; Viridiplantae; Streptophyta; Magnoliopsida; Celastrales; Celastraceae.